Molecule: messenger RNA, 8772 nt
Organism: Paramuricea clavata
Lineage: Eukaryota; Metazoa; Cnidaria; Anthozoa; Malacalcyonacea; Plexauridae
Source: the annotation of a GenBank genome assembly
CAUCUGAAGAAAUUUCUGGUAAAGUUGAAACUUCAACCUAAGAAAGUCAGAAUGGUGCCUCAAAGAAAUUUUGCUUUUGUUACUUUCAAGUUAGUAAUUAUCUUUCCUAUUUUUGCAAUUAAAGUUCAUUAACUGUUGUAAGUUGAUGCAAGCUGGCUCUCCCCUUGACGAGUAAAAUCAUCUGGUUAAACAUGUUUUCUUUUUCCAGGUGUGAUGAAGAUCGAGAGGUACAGUAUGUUCACUAUGUUGAAUUUGAACGUAUAUUAUAUUUCUUGACUUUCCCACUAUCUACAUACCCUGGAUUCCAGAGCCUUCGACAGUAAAUAAUAAAUUGAAACGUCGUGAAGGCUCUGGUUCAACGGGGAAAUUCUUUGAUUAAACCGCGCCAAAAACAAAACAGAAUUUAUUCUGUACUAAAACGCAGUUUAUCAAAGAAUCUCCCCGUUGAACCAGGGCCUUCGCAACAUUUCAAUUUAUUAUUUACUGUCGAAGGCUCUGAGAAUCCAGGGUACUAUCUACACUGUAUGCAAUAACAAUCUCAUUGUCUCCUACUGUUCUAUAAUAUGUCAAUCAUGAGAGGGGUGUGUCUACAACACUAGCUACAUAGUAAUAUUUCAAUUGUUGUCUUUUCCACUUAUGUAAGUAAUAUAUGAACAACAAGUCAGCGAGUGUUUCCAUACAUUGUUUUCGAGUGUUUGGAUAUCCCGGUGAGACACGAGCUCAAGUUGUUUAUAUGGCUUCUCAAAUGAAUCGAGACAGAACAGAAUGUUUUCGUUUGCUGAUUUGAAUAGAAUUCUUAACCAAGCACAACGUAAUUAGGAAUUCUAUUCAAGUAAUUUUGCAUGCGUAAUUAAGAUAUUUGAUGAAAACACUAGUGACUUUCAUCAAGUUUCACCAGGUUAUCCAAAUGGCAUCUUGUGAUCAAAUAGGUGAUUAUUAUUGGCUUCAAUUGCUCAUGAAUUAUUGAAUUUGAGAAAUAUAUAUAACACACAGAGUGGGAACACUUUCCCCUUGAGGAGUAAAAUCAUCUGUCUUUUGAGGCUUGUUAGGUCUAAUAAAUGUACAAAAUUCACUCUCAAAAUCUCUUAUAUCCACUGUACAAACCCUUCAUUUCAGCUUGCAUUGAAAACAUUACAGAAUUAUGAAUGGAGAAAUAAGAUCUUGACAGCUAAGGUGACUUUAAUUACAGAUUCUUUCUGGUUUUUGUGGAAAAUGAUGUGACCUUACCUAAUUAUAGUUAAUACUUGUUGUAGAUGGCGAAAGCAAAAGAGGACCCUUUUCAGCAGAAAAGACAGCAAGGUAAAUAUAUGCAAUUAUUAUGAUAGAUUUUGCAAACACAAUCGUGCAGCAGAUGGUGGUCAACCUGAGGGAGAAAAGGUUUUUGCAGUUGAUAGAUAUAGACCAUUGUAAUAAAGUGUAAUAAAACUGUACAAUUUAUUUGAUUUACUCCUCUGUGUAGUUGAUAACAAGGAAACACAAUCAAAUGAGACACAAGAAGCCAUGCAGUCGGAUACUAAUCCUAUUGAAAGGUAUAGUUUACCUUGUAUAUUAUAUAUUACCUUGUAUAUUACUUAACCCAUUUUAAAUCAUCCAGCAUUAUGCAAUUAAAAUAACAAUGGUGCAUCAAGGCACAGAAUAAGAAGGUACAGCAGGAGUGUAACUCAAUGAAGAAAUUAAUUUGUCCGCAUUUUUACAUGUGAUUCGUCAUCAAUCACGCCAUCCUGGCUAGUACAACCGGCACUUUGUACCUACCAAAACCUGAUAAAAACUUCCGGUUGUACUAGCCAGGAUAGUGUGAGCGAGUUAAAAUUUUUGUGGACGUAAAACAAUAAGGGAAUCGACUCGAGUUACACUUCUGCUGUAUCAUAUCGUAUCGGGUGUAUCAUAUCGUAUCUGGUUAAUUUACAGACAAAGGGCCUUCUCGCCCAAAAUGUCUAGUUUAUCCUUGUAUUUAAAUUCAGGUAGUUGUAUCCUUAUCAAUAUUAUUAUUGGUACUCCUACACAGAUGAUUCAAGAUUAAUGUAAAAACUAUGUAGUGCCAUGCAGACUUUAUAAUUUAACCCAUUAAGUUGUGGCGCUUCCCCAUUGGCAAGUAAGAUUGUCUGGCAUUGGACAAGUAAAAAACAAUAAGUAGGGUGCACUGGGGCACAUUGCGGCUGAAUGGGUUAAUAAGUAUAAUGUAAAAUUUUUCUCAGGAUUCGUGAUGUGGUCACACCCUUUUGGAAUGUGCCUUAUGAAAAGCAGCAAAUGGUAAGGUGGAAAAUUAUAUUCUGUGUCUCUUUGAUAAGAAAAAUAUGUAUAACUACGGAUUCUUAUUUCAGUGGAAAUAUGAAGCUAUGUGUCAAGUGUUGAAAAAACUAGCAAAAGAAUUAAAGGACAAUGAUGUGGUAUGAAAGUCUUGUGCAUAGAAAUACUUAUGUAAUAGAUAUUAUUUAUAUGGUCUUAUGGUAUUAUUUACAAUAUCUAUUAUUUCUAUGGUCUUGUGUCAUCAAGCAACCAGGGAUAUAUCAAGCAAUGUUGAAAAUGUUUGUUAUUUUGUAGGGUCGCUGGAUUGGACAAAACAGGUACAUGUACACAGGGGUGGAAAACAUAGGCGAGCACUGCUCGCAGGAAAUGUUAAACAGCUGCAGGAAAUUCGUUUGAAUGAAGAUUUGCUAUUGCAAAUUUGAAGGAAACCUUAACACCCAUGUCCCACUAUGAGCUCAUUUAAAACCAUAUGGACUAUGGUCAACUGGAACACUAUAUAUGUUUAUGCACAUGCAGAUUUAGCACAAAAAUACUCUGUUGGUCUGCAGGAAAUUUUUGCUCCCAGGAAGAUGAAAUUUUAUGAAAUUCUCCCGAUUUCUCAGAAUAUUCAGGAAAUAUCAUAAAAAUCAUUUUUAAUAUACUGUUUUUAGCACCAUAAUAGUUUGUCUUGACCUUUUUAUGAAGUUACUUUGUGGCAAUUUAUUAGAUCACUUAUAACAACAUACUCCCAAAAUGCAGGAAACGCCAUUUCAGAAGACUUAUUUUUUAUUAUUUUGUUCCAGAAGAACUAGAUUUCAAUUCAUUCAACAGUCUCCCUAAAUUUUACCUCCAGUAGUUGGAAUGUCUGUCACAACCAAAGAGUGGUGAAAUCCUUCAAUGACUACCUCUGUGUCAUUAGUUUAUUAAAUAUAAUUUGGCAUGAAUUAGUUUAUUAAAUAUAAUUUGGCAUGAAUUACAUCUGUUUUUAGAUCCCAACAUGAUGGUAUGUGUUGUCCCUUGGAGAAACUAUUGCCUUCGGUAAAACAACAUACAACUGAUUCCUUAAUUGUUUAUCCAAUUAUCUCUUAGCAUUAUACCAUAAAAAUUUGUUUAAUUUUUAGCCUGUGUGUGACGAGUAUCGUAAUAAAUGUGAGUUUACAAUUGGUCCUGGCUUGGACGGAAUUGGUAAGAUACAUUUUACAAAGUGACAUCAUUUUCAAAAUGUUUUUAUUGAGAGUUCCUGUCAUUUUAUUUUUUAAGGAAAAUCAGUUGGAUUUAGAUUAGCAGCUUAUAAAGGUAUAUAUAUAAAAAAUAUUAUCAUUACAUUAUAUAUACUAAGGAUGUGCCAGAUACUGUUUUGUUGGUACCAGAUGGUACCGGAUACUGAUGGUGCAUGGUAGUUGGACAAUAUGUCACUAAAUGAACAACAUAUCUCAUUUUUAGAGGGAAGUUCUGCUGUGGUUGAGCCCCGUGAAUGUUUGCAUAUACCACAAGCUAUGAAAGACGUCACACAAGUAAGAGAGUUAUUUAAAGAUUUAUAAAACUGCUAAUUAACACUAGGCACCCUGUCCACGGGCCUUGAAAGUACUUGAAUUGGAAAAAAAAAUUCCAGGGCUGGAAAGUCCUUGAAAGUCCUGGAAUUAAUUUCCUUAACCUCCAGCUGUGCCAACAUUAGUGAUUUUGAUUAAAGUAAAUUAUUUUCUGGUUAAUAAAGUCUAAAAUCCGUGCCAUUUUUCAAAGAUUUCCCAGUUCUAGGUCCUUGAAUUUACUGAAAAAGGGCCUGGAAAGUCCUGGCAAAGUACUUGAAUUUCACCUUCACCAAAGGGUGGACACCCUGACUAGGUAUUAAGCAAUCAGGUUUUCCUCUAGGAAUUUCAAAGUUAUAUACAAGACUCGCAGCUGGAUGUCUUUGACCCAAGUACAAAUAAAGGGUAGGAAGUGUAUAAAAUUAUAAAGGAUUGAAUAUAAGAUAUUUUUAAAAAUAUAAUCAUCUUAUAUCAAUAUAAUAAGAAGAUGCUUUACAAUAUAAUAGAAAUAUCAAUGAGAAUGUAAAAAGAUUUUUGCUAAAAAAUAAAUCUUAUAUGUUUCAUGUUCUGAUGUAGGUUUUGGAAACAGUUAACUGUGAGAAUGAAUCUUAACGGAGAUAUAAUGUGUAUUAUUCAAAUAUUUCCCUCCCAGGACAUGGAUGAGGUAAUAUAUAUCAUCAUCAAUCUCUUAAGAAGUAAAAGACAAUUAAACGGUGCCAAAACUCAAUGAAAGAUGAUUUUUUUGUUGAAAUACCACGACGUAACGUAUAAUUGUCAGUAAUAAAUGAAAAUAAUUACAGAACAACCAAAAUUACAGAAUUAUAUAAAAGUGAUGCACUGCUUGCAAGCUCUCGGCGAUUGCGGAAACUUUAUCUCAACCUGACUGCAUCCGAACUAAAUGCAAAUGAACAGCAACUAAACCGCAGUAGAUCAGGAACUACAACGGACACCGAACGUGUAUACUAAGUAUAAAGAAAAGUUGGCUAACCUGAUAACCAUGUUUUCUUCAUGAAAUUCUCCAAAUCACCGUCAUUUAUUGCUUCUACAUCUUCGUCCAUGUUGUUCCAUUUCCAACGCAUCAAGGAUUUGCAUAUCGAACGUUCAUUUUCGUAAACCUGCACACAUAAUAAUAAGUAUGAUAUUUCAAACUAUACGAGUUGCGACACUACGUAAAAUUGUACACAUGCUUGAAUGUGUGCACGUGUUAUUUUGAAAAGUUUUUCGAACUUCGCAAUUCAAGGCAUACUAAUACUAGCUAGCAAUAAUACUCAAAUAAUACUCAACACUUUUUUCGACUUGACUUACUUUCAAAUGCUAGUUGUUAGCCAAAGACUUGUACUCGCCACAUUAUAUAAGGCGCAGUGUUCCUUGAUUCAGGAUAAAUUCUGAACUGCAUCAAACCUCUUGAAGGCGACUGAUUUCUUCGAUAGGUGGUGUGGAAGUUACUUCACCAUCGCCAUGUUGGAUGACAUUGACAAAGGAUUUUGCUUGUUUGCAAUGCAAAUUUCAGCCAACAUGGCGAAAAUCUCUUUCUCCUUUGAAUCCCAUGGGAGUGAUUGCACAUCACCUAUACCCUCGUGUUUGUCAACCCCGGAUUACACUAUGUCUUUGUGUUGUUGACUGACUGGAGAACUUGGCCUCUUCACGAUAAGAACCGUAUCCAAACUCCAAAGCCAGACUCGUCCAAAGCCAGAUUAUUCAUGGUUUUGUUUGCUGCGGAGCUUACUGGAAUAUUCCCCAGUGCUUCAGUUGUCAGACCUUAUAUGACUACAACUUACGAAAUGCUGACACGAAGUUAAAUCUUCCUAAAACAGAACAUUUAGCACAGGUUAGAGAGCUGCCAAAUUAUGGAACAAUAUAUAUAUACCAAGUUUCCAUAAGUGCAACUAAAGUUUACCUUACCUUUAUUUGUAUUUCCAUUUCAAAAUCAGAUUUUAAAUCAUUUUGAAAGUUCAAAGUUUCACUUCUUUAAACAGAAGCUGCGUUUAGAAGGCGACCAACUUUUGAAUAAAUUAUACCAUAAACUUCACUCCAUACCAUUGACACGCUUCAGUUAACAUUGUCAAAGUACAAUUCACUAGGGAAUACAAUUCUAUAUAGAUUAAUACAGAUAUUAUUACUUCCAUAAAUGUUGUGUCUUCAUCUUUUUUCUGUAGGGUGAUGUCGAGUCUGAAAUUAUAAAGUUAACAGAGUAUUUUCAAAAUCAAAAUAAAAUAAAAUUGACUUCGAUGUAUGUUGAAAUUGGCUUAGCAAGGUAUAAGCAUAAAAACACCUUAAAAUUGUGACUGAACUUAUAUGCUAUAGGGGAAGUUACAAUAAAUUUAAAUACUGUACUUCACUACACUGAAUAAGAUACAGGUCGCUAGGAAUCCAAUACUUGCCCAUUUUAUUAUCAAAGCUUUUAUUUGCAUGACCUAGUUACAGGUAUUGCUAAGCGUAUAUAAAAAAAAAGUUAUAGUAAAUAACAACUAAUUUUAGUGUAGUUACAACAUUAAAUGGAUAAAUAAGCCUUAUCAUAAACUCGUUUUUUCUACUGUAAUGUAGGAAAAAAGAUGGUACAAGUGGUAAUAUUCUAAGACAUGUUUUGGGUGAUCAGGUAUAUUUAUCAGUUUAUUUAUUAACUUUGCCAUCAUCAUAUUGUAUAGUUGUAUACAUGCUGGGAAACUAUAUACAACAACUACUGUGGCCCCAGAAACAAUUUACAACUGGUACAUUUUUUACCGUUAUAUUUACACACACUUGAACACUAAUCAUUACAGAAAGUCUAGAAACAACACGUCAAAGGAGUAUGUCAUUUGAAGAUAACGUUCAACUAACAGGCGUCUCAUAUUUACCUUUCUGAUUCUUUAGUAUAUAUUCGAGAAUUUAUGUGGCUUGAAAUUCCGGAUCUCUCCACAUGCGUUUUUCCAAGGUAUCAUGUCUUGAUGUAUAUAGAUAUUGUUCUCUGUUGUUCAUCAAAUAACAUAACUAUUUACUGAGGGUAAAACAAAUAACAGAAUUAACAGUAUAGAAAAACACUGAUCAACUUGUGGUCUUCCAAUCUUGAUGUAUAGAGAUAUUGUUCUCUGUUGUUCAUCAAUAACAUAACAUAACUAUUUACUGAGGGUAAAACACAUGACAGUAGACACUGAUCAACUUGUGGCCUCCACAUCUUUUUCUUAUUUGCUGUUUUCUCCCUUGAAAAGUGAACACAAAGUCAGCUGAAAUUCUAUACAAAGCGAUUCAGGAAUGGAGUAGUGUGUCUUCAAAUACAAUCAUUUUAGGUAAGUAGAAAAUAUUGACAUUGUAUUGCAUCUACUAUUGCAUCCAUUUGUAAAAUUCAAUGCCUACCUUUUUCAAUUUCAGACGUUUGCUGUGGCACAGGGACCAUUGGUUUAUCAAUGGCAAAGGUUGGACAAUUUCAACAUAUGAUAACAAGAUUCAUUAUCUCCCUUUGUUUAUCAUCUCAACAAUUCGGGCUUGUUGGAUGGGAUGUAUACCUUUCAGUAUAAUGAUGAUGGAUUCACGCGUCGUGUAGUCGACGAAUGAGUACCGUGCAACACUCAACGAUGUCGUGGGAGUAGAGGCCUGUCCUCGAACCACAAGGCUUGUUGCAAGAAUUACAUCGGGUUGUUGUGAUGUUGUCGGCUUCCCUCUUUUUUCUUUAAUUAACCUGGUACGACUCUCCUCGAGAACGCCUGAACAGCCAUAUAAUAAUAUUAAUAUUGCAUUAUAUAGCAAGCAAAGAAAGUUAUUGGAAUCGAAUUAUGCCAAGAGGCCGUUGAAGAUGCAAAAUUCAACGCUGAAUCUAAUGGUACGUAGGACAUUACAACAUGUACUCUACACAAAAAACUACAGUCAGGGCCGAGAGGGGGUGGCAAAUUACCCUGGGCCCCCACCUUAAUACGGCCCCAACUUGAGAGCGAGAGCGUACAAUUAAGUAGGCUCUUUAAAUUGGUCAGAGCAUUUUUGAAAUUGAGGACCCCUUACAGUAUCUCCACAUGCAGUCUAGUUAAGGUCUAAUUGGGUCUAGCUUAAAAAUAAUGUCAUGGGGAAGAUUUGCCCCGGCGAUCCAAAACUGAUAGAGGUAGCCAGUGUAAAAGAAGUUGAAAUAUAAACUACCUUAAAUCUCAGAGAGUUUCAAUGCUUCUUUUCCAGGUCUCAGCAAUGUCGAGUAUCACUGUGGUAAAGCGGAGGACGUGAUCGUCAAGACAACAAUGGCGUUAGAUGAAGAAGAAUCUCAAGUGAUUGCAAUUCUUGAUCCACCCAGAGCUGGCUGUCGUACGUAUCUGCAUCUUGUUUCUACGAGAUAUGUCCUGUAUUAGUCUUGUUGGGACAUCAUAUAGCAUGUUCUGUCUAUUAUAUAGUCCCAAGAAAAAAUUGUGAACUUUCACGCUCAAAAGCAAAUUGGAAAAAGUCACGUGAUCGAUAUCUUCACUAGUGAAGAUAUGGAAAAUAUCUCGCUGUGUAUUUUUCAGUAUCUCACUCUCUACUAUAUAAUAAAUAUACCUACCAUACGUUGUAUCUUUUAUGGCACAGUUCUAUACAUUGUAUAAUGAUUUGUUCACAGAUGCGAAAGUUCUUCAAGCAAUUCGACGUUGUUCCAAGAUUCAGAAAUUACUCUACGUCUCAUGUAGUCCCAGUUCUGUUAUAAAGGAUUUUAUAGCGUAAGUACCGAGAUAAUUACUACUUAGAACUACAUGAUUAAUUAGUUAAUCAAAUUAGAAUGAACUAUAAAUUAGGAAUACAUGAUUAAUUAGCUAAUAAAAUUAGAAUGAACAAUUUAUUAGAACUACAUGAUUAAUUAGUUAAUGAAAGUAGAAUGAACAAUUUAUUAGAACUACAUGAUUAAUUAGUUAAUGAAAUUAGAAUGAACUAUUAAUUAAAAGUGCAAUGAUCUACUUACAAUUUCAGAUUGUGUCGUCCAACCUCAAAACGCACGAAAGGAGAUCCGUUUCAAAUUAUUAAAGCUCUACCCGUUGACCUGUUUCCACAAACUCGUUAUUGUGAAUUGCUCGUCCUUUUGGAACGCUCCAAGUAA